AUGGAUACGGAUAGCGUAUCUGGACGUGUUAUCGCAUUUUGGAACGAUUGGCAGCUUCGGGCAAUGAUUUUGCUAAGUCUCUGGCUGCAAAUUUUCCUCACUGUCACCGGCAGUCGACGAAAGAAUACAGCUGGAAUCUGGCUCGGGGUGGUGGUUUGGCUAGCAUAUUCAUCAGCGGACUGGUUGGCAACCAUUUCAUUAGGUACCCUUUCUCGUAACCAAGGGAGUUCAAAUGGUACCGAUACAAAUGCAACCAUCCCAGCAUUUUGGGCACCAAUACUCCUCGUACACCUUGGUGGCCCAGACACCAUUACUGCCUAUGCAGUAGAGGACAACGAAUUGUGGUCGAGGCAUGUGCUUCAGCUUCUAACACAACUUGCGUUGUCCUUUUAUACAUCGUUGAGGUCAUGGUUGGGCAAUGAUCCGCUCGUAUAUGUAGCCAUUCCCAUCAUUGUUUCUGGAAUCAUCAAAUAUGGAGAGAGGGUUUGGAUUCUUUGGUUGGCAAGCUCCAACAACUUCAGAAACUCCGCAAACAAAGAAAGAAAGCUUCUACGAGAGCAAAUAGAUCAGCGAAUUGCAAGCAGUGAGUUGAAUAACAUGGAAAUUACAAGCCGUCGAGACCAAGUUUUGGGAUUGAAUAACGUAACACGAGAGGCAAAACAUCUCCAAGAAGCUCAUUUCUUAUUCCGAACUUUGAAGUUACUAUAUGGAGAUUACCUUGUUACAUUCCCAACUCAUAUGAUCAGCUAUCAUAUCUUGAAGACCAAGAAUGCCACCGAAGCAUUCAAAUUGAUAGCAGUUGAGUUGGGUUACAUGUAUGAUGUACUUUUCACCAAGAUGAUGACAGGGGUUUUCUGGCAGGCUCGCUUCACUCUCCGAGGUAUCAACUUUCUCUUCUCUGUCUCUGCAUUACUUACGUUCUGGAUAAUGGCCAGAAACCGCAGUGCCUACUCCAGAAGUGAUACUACUAUAUCAUACUUGUUGCUGGGCGGAGCUAUUGUUCUAGAGAUUUACUCAGUCGUUUGGAUGCUGUUCUCUGAUUGGGCUAUGCUUUGGCUUAGCAAGCAGCGGAAGCCGUUGGCGGAUUCGGUUUAUCGAUAUAUUUGUUCUUCUCGAUUGCUAUCGUCUCUUCUUAUUCAUAAAAAAAGGUGGAAAGAAUCUAUAGACCAACAUGCCAUACAUAAGCAAAUGACGCCAAGUAUGCCUAUGGCAGAUUUUUUCUCCACUGAACACCACUUUAGGAGAUGGAAAGUGGAGGUGGAUAUUGAAUUGAAGCAAUUGAUCUUCGAUCAUCUCUUAAAUAAGCGUAUAAGAUACAGUCCGCAAGAUGAUCAAAAGAAGAUAUUGGCAGAGAGAGGUGAUCAGGUGCUCAGAAGUAAGGGAUGCCUCGACAAAUUUGACUGGUCUGUGGUCGAAAUAGACUUUCAUGAAAGCUUCCUAUUAUGGCACGUUGCGACUUGUUUUUGUCACAAAGGUCAUGCUGAAUCUUCUGAAGUUCUAGCAAGCAUAUCUUUAGCCAAUUACAUGCUGUAUCUUCGGAGUGAUUUGCCGUUUAUGCUACCCAAAGAGAUUGGUGAAGCAAAGUACAAGUCAACCAGCACAGAAGCGAGUUUAAUGGGAACUGAAGAGGGACAAUUCGAAGGGUCAGUGCUAUCUGAUGGUCGCAAGCUCGCCAGUGCAUUGGAUUUGCUGGAGACUGAGGAUGGUUGGACAGAUGGAGAGAAAUGGGAGAUGAUAACUCAAGUGUGGGUGGAGAUGCUAACUUUUGCUGCGGUUCAUUGUGGAUGGAAGGAGCAUACAAAAGCACUUACACGAGGUGGAGAGCUACUCACUUUUGUGGCCAUUCUUAUGUCUCAUCUUGGCAUAAAUGAGCAGUGCAUGUAUAAGUUCACUUAG
This is a messenger RNA of Dovyalis caffra, 1896 nucleotides long. The record is from the annotation of a GenBank genome assembly. NCBI's taxonomy places the organism in Eukaryota, Viridiplantae, Streptophyta, Magnoliopsida, Malpighiales, Salicaceae.